AUGGCUAGUAAACACCAAGCUGCCAUUCUUCCACAAAAAGGCGGCCCCCUGUCCGUCGGAGAACGCACGACGCCCGAGCCCGGUCCCAACGAAGUUCUCAUCCAAGUCAAGGCCGUGGCCCUGAAUCCCGUCGAUUACUACCAGCGCGACUUCGGCAUACCGCCCGUACCUGUGUACCCCGCCGUCCUUGGAUGCGACACGUCGGGAAUCGUCGCCAAGCUGGGCUCCCAAGUCUCCGGCCUGGCGCUCGGAAGCCGAGUCAUCGCACUGGCGUCGUCCUUCUUCCAACACGGCUCGCCGGACUACGGCGCCUUCCAACAAUAUGUCUUGGCCCAGGCUGAUGGCGUUAUCCCACUGCCGGACAACCUGUCGUUUGAAGAGGGCGCUGUCUUUCCCUUGGCUGUCAUGACGGCAUUGACCGCCUGGACGACAGUGGGCGUUCCGCUCGACACCAAGUACAGCCCGCAGGACAGACAGGCCGUGCUGAUUUGGGGCGGCGCCAGCAGUGUCGGCUCGUUUGCCAUCCAAUCCGCAAAGUCGCUGGGGUUCACUGUCUACGCGACCGCCAGCCCGAAACACCACGACUACCUCAAGACGUUGGGAGCACACGCCGUCUUCGACUACAGGGCGCCCGAUGUCGUGUCUCAGAUUGUGGACGCGGUGAAGAAGGAUGGCGUCGACCUGCACAUCGCACAUUGUGUCGUCAAUGAAGCCCUGCAGCCCACACUGGACGUGCUCAAGGAAACAAAGGGCAAUGGAGUCGCCAAGGUGGCCCAUUCGCCUAUUCUGCCGCCCGACCACCCGACGCUCGACAACACCGAGAUCACGUUCAAUUAUCCCCCAAUGGAUCCGGCGAAGAGGGAUGAACACAUAUCCCAGUGUUUUCAUGGAUGGCUGCAGGGCGGCCUGAAGUCGGGUUCUAUUGUGCCCAGCCCGGGCAUUCAGAUCGAGGCCGGCGGUCUGGAGGGGUUGAAUCCGGCGCUGGAUAAGCUAAGGGCCGGUGUCAGUGGGAUCAAGAUUGUCGUCCCAAUCUGA
This is a messenger RNA of Capronia epimyces CBS 606.96, 1035 nucleotides long. RefSeq lists its product as uncharacterized. The transcript has a single exon. Bases 1 to 1035 code for a protein of 344 amino acids. The record is from RefSeq and is a predicted model, not a curated record. Gene Ontology annotation, molecular function: oxidoreductase activity, acting on NAD(P)H. Lineage: Eukaryota; Fungi; Ascomycota; Eurotiomycetes; Chaetothyriales; Herpotrichiellaceae.